Molecule: messenger RNA, 8839 nt
Organism: Loxodonta africana (African savanna elephant)
Lineage: Eukaryota; Metazoa; Chordata; Mammalia; Proboscidea; Elephantidae
Gene: RNF225
Product: ring finger protein 225
Biological process (GO): protein ubiquitination
Molecular function (GO): ubiquitin protein ligase activity
Source: RefSeq, a predicted model, not a curated record
AUCAGGAAAACACUUGGGGUUCAGGAAGCACUGGCUGACUCAGAAUCAGGGCUCCCUGGGGCCCUCAGUCUAACACAUGGGGCAUGGGGGUACAGGCAUGGCUGCUUUGGGCUGUUCUCAGUGGGUAUUGGAAGACCGUGGUAGCAAGCCAGAGUUGUCUGUAAUCUCCAAGGUUAUGAAUCCUGGCAGAAGCAACUUGGGUUCUGGGUUGGAGAUUGGAGGUUUGGGCAGUUGAGAGGCACAUUACCUGGCUGCGUCUCCAAGCAGCAGCAAAGGUCAAGUGUUGGAACCAUGAACUUAACCAGCCCUUGCUCGUUGAUAGGCUGGCUUUCAGGGUAUGAACAUGUUCUAGACCCUACAUAGCUGUCCAGUACUGCCCGCUACCUACCUCCUGGGCCUCCAGAAGUGUUGCAUGCUCAUAAUGGUGAGCCCUUAGUGUGGAGACUGGCCUAACUGACUUGGUUACCCAGGGCAGAAGGCUGUGCCUCCCCAGCCAUGAUGGAGGUAUGACUUCCGUGCUGCUACCUCACACCCCUUCCUGGACAUAGCCUCCAGGUUCCCCUCCACCAGCAGUUGUCCUUGGAUGCCCCAGGGCUUGAGAGCUGGUGGUUCCAGGUUCAGUAUCAGAAAAGUUCUCAAAGUUGAGGCGGUGGUGAGCAAAGGGCCCACCUACCUGAGGGUCCUGUGUUAUGACUGCCCUGUCAUUGGUGCUGUCAGCCACCCCCGCUGUCCAGACUAGGUCAGGUAUGGGGUUCACCCUCCUGGUAGGACCAGCAGUAGGCGGGUGGGGCAGGUGGUUGGACGGGUCUGGCAGGGUCCCUGGGAGAGGGAUGGUGCUACAACAGGCACCACCUUGGGGAGGGGCUCCUUGGCUCACAGUAACCAGUUGGCCCUGGACUGGCUUCAAACCUGGCAGGGGCACGCCACUGGCCAGAGGGAGGAGCUGCGCCGACAGGUAGGAAAAGGCCAGCCGACAGCUGGGGUUUGCUACUGCCCAGGCAGGAGCCCCUCUCCUAGCAACCGUGGUGAGGCACCCUGGGCUCCUUCCCUUGCCACUUGUUGCUGCUGCUCUUCGCCUCUCCCUCGGCUCAGGUGUCCUUAAUGACUCCUCCCUGGAGUACAGCCUCCUGGGGUCUGUCCCUGUCCCCACUGUCUCUGGAGUCACUAUCUGGCCCUUUCUAUCUGGGGUCCUCUCAGGAGACACUGCUAUCACUAACCAUGUCUGCCCCUCCCCAGUCUCUUCUGACUGCAUCUCCCACCUCCCAGUUUGUCUCUGGGGCCUCUUGCAAGUCUCUAGAUCUGCUGUCCUGGGUCUGCUUCUGGUCCAGCCUAGGUUCCAUCCUUGUCUCCAGUCCUCUUCUGUCCUAACGUUCUCCCCGGUCCCCCAGUACUUAUGCUCCCUGGAGUUCUUCUCUCAAAUAUGCAUGCGGCCUCUCUGUUUUUGUCUUUGGUCCUUCCCUCUUCCUAUCUUCUCCCUAUCGUCUCUCCUCCCUGUCUGUUACCCCUUGACUCUACUCCCUCCUUCCCCUGACAUUCUGCUCUGGUUCCAGGCAAUCCCCUCCAGAAUCUGGUCCUGCUCUCUUCUGAGUCUCUGCCUGACCAUCCCCACUCCCUGACCCUCCCAAGCCUCCCUUCAUGCUACGGCCGCCUCCUUCCCCACCUGACCGCGCCUCCCCGCAGGUCCAGAUGCCCUGCCCACGGCCGCCCUGGCUCCACCGCCCCCGGGUCCCCCAGGGCUCGGGCACCAGCUCGCCGGGGAGGGGGGAGGACGAGGAGGAGGAGGAGGAAGACGGCAGCCCGGGCUCCGGCCCCAUCCUGUCCCCCGCAUCGCCGGUGGAGUGCCUCAUCUGCGUUUCGCCCUUCGACGGUGUCUUCAAGCUGCCCAAGCGCCUGGACUGCGGCCACGUCUUCUGCCUCGAAUGCCUGGCUCGCCUGUCCCUGGCCACCGCAGGCGGCGGCGACGCGGUGGCCUGCCCCGUGUGCCGCGCGCCCACGCGCCUGGCGCCCCGCCGCGGGCUGCCGGGCCUGCCCACGCAGCCUGACCUGCUGCCCAGCGAGGCGCGCGCGCCGCCGCCGCUGCAGCAGGGCUCAGUGCGCUUCGACCGCCGCCGCGGCCUGCUCUACUUGCGGCCCGCGCCGCAGCCUCCCGGGCCCGGCCCGCACAAGACCCGCGCCGCUCGCCCCCCGCCGCUGCCGCCGCCGCUGCGCUUGGGCCGCCCGCUCUCGCGCCGCCUGACGCUGAGCAACCCGGCCUGGGCCUUCAACGCGGCUUUGGCGCUGGCGGUGCUGGUCGCCGCGGGCCUAGUGGUCUCGGGCGUCUACAUCUUUUUCCUCAUCCCGCACGCCGCCUCAUCCGCCUCCUCGCGCCCCCAGCUGGUGGCGCUCGCUCCGGCGCCGGGCUUCUCCUUGUUCCAGCCGCGGCCUGAACCCGUUGCACCCUGGACGCCCACCUGGACGCCACGGCCCGAGCUGGACUCCACCGCGCUAGGGGCUGAGCCGGACGCGCCCGAGCCCGAGGCGAGCCCGCUGUGGGCACCCAAGGACCCGAUGGAGGCUGACCUGGGGCUGGACUGGGGCUUAGACCAAACGUGGGGAGCAACAGCUGGCCCUGGCUUGUCUCCCCGGGCGCGAGGCUGGAGGAGAGUGUGGGGGACGCAAUGAACACAUCCCAGUGCCAGGGCCUGUCUCCGGGCCUGGCCAGGUGAACCUUUAGCCAUUACUCCAGUGGAGGCCAUAGCGGGGUGCAUUGCAGGCAGCCAUCCCCGAGAUCCGGACCUACCAGGAGCAUCAUCAACACCAUGGAGCAGAGACCUUCCCAAGGAGCACUCACACUGUCAUUUACACAGGGACCUUCUGAGACUUUCCAAAUCCAAUCCCCGUAGGGAUUCAGUUGGGAGGCACAGCCUACCGUGAUUCCUGUGGGUGUCUGGCUAGAGGGAGCCCCUGAUCCUAGUUCCUCUUGGGGUUCUACUGCUAUUAUCCACAGCCAUGCCCCCCCCCAACUGUUCCACUACAGUGUAGCCUCUCCAUCUUCCUGGGACAGCUAUAACCCCAACUCCCACCCUUGACUCCACUCCUGGUUGGGCCUGCUGAGAUGCAGUCAUCCCCGUGCUGAUCCUGGGUGGACAGUUGCUGUUGUGCACUCCUGGUUGGGGCAGGGGUGGCCCAGCAGGGCUGGUGGGGUAGGAGUCUCAACACCCAUCCUGAGUGCCAACCCAGAGCCUCCACUUACCUCGCAAAUCAUUGCUUCUGGGAUCCCCCAGCAUGCUCUGAGGCAACUGUGGUAACCAGGGCUCAGAGAGGCAAGGUCACCCCCUGGCUGGACAGUGGAAUGUGAUGAGGAGAGGGGCAGCUGGACCUUCCCCCCCCAUCCCAGGGCCUGCCUCUCUGCCUGGUUUCAGGGCUUCUGUCACAUGCAUCUCCACUCAGCCAGCCCCUGCACCCCUCCCCCGACAGGCAUCUCUCAGUCCCCCUCCAUACACCUCUCCUAGCUGCGCCUCCCAGCUCAAGCCUGAGCCCUACCCUGUGGACAGUAGGCUGCAGGGAGAGAGACUCUUGAGCUCUUGUCCCCCUCCUCCCCAAAGCAUUCCUGGGUUAGUCACAGUGGACUAGACAGCAGCUGCCCCCUGCACAGGUGGCACCUGGGCCUCCUGCCUCCCUCUGGACUCUGGACCCUCAUUCUGGCUCAACUCACCCAAGACUGGGUUGCUGUGUUGGGGGUAGGCACCCAGCAUUUUCCAGAAAGAAAUGUGAAUUCCGUGAGGCUGGAGACUACUGCUGAUUUGUUCACACUUGUGUCCUUAGCGCCCAGCAUACAGUAGGUGUCUCAGAGUCAUCUGAGGAGUGACUGCGUCACAGGUGCCUGAGAGGCAGCCUGUGGGCACCUAAGACUUGCCCAGCUCCCGGCUGCCCUGGGCCCAGGUGUUAUCUGUGCAGUUAGACUACUGUGAGCUUGCUGCUGAAAAGGUGGGAAGCCAGAGGAGCAACAUCAGGGUGGCUGAGGGAGUGUCUUCCCAGACCAGUUCUUGGCCCACACCCAGUUACCAACAUCACCCAUAGGGGCUGGACCAGAACACUGGGUCACUGGGCAGCCACAUCCCAGCCCUACAGGACCUGCUAGGACACAAGCACAGUUGCCCCUUUGUGUUAGUUUCCUGUGGCUGCUGUAGCAAACUACCCCCAACUUAAAAACACACAGACACACACAUAACAGUUGCCGUUAAGUUGAUUCCAAUGCAUGGUGACCCCACGUGUGUCAGAGUAGAGCUAUGCUCCAUAGGGUUUUCAAUGGCUGUGACCUUGUAGAUCACCAGACCUUUCUUCCAAGGUGCCCCUGAGUAAAUUCGAACUGCCAACCUUUGGAUUAGCAUCCGAAUGCUUAACCAUUUGUGCCCCCAGGACUACCCCCAGAGUGGCUUAAAACAACACAUUCUCUUACAGCUCUGGAGGUUAGGAGCCUGAAAUGAUUCUCACUGGGGUGAAGUCCAGAUUUUUGAAGGGCUAUUCUCUCUCUCUCUGGAGGCUCAAGGGGAGGACCUGUACCUUGACUUUUCCAGACUCUAAACUUACAUUCCUUGGCUCAUGGCCCCUUUCUCUAUCUUUAAAGCCAGCAGGGUAGCAUCUCUAAAUCUCUAACUCCCCUAUCUCCCUCUUUUUGGUAAGGACCCUCGUGGUGGUAUUUAUGGCCCACUUUGAUAAUCCAGGAUAAUCUCCCCAUUUCAAGGUUCUUAGUCACAUGUGCGAAGUCCAUCUUGCCAUAUAAGACAUUCACAGGGUCCAGGGAUUAGGACCUGGAUAUCUUUGUGUUGUUGUGGGUCGCAGAGUCAAUUCUGACUCAGCGACCCUAUGGGACAGAGUAGAGCUGCCCCAUAGGGUCUCCUAGGCUGUAAUCUUUACAGAAGCAGAUCACCAGGUCUUUUCCCCUGAAGAGCUGCUGGUGGGUUUGAACUGCUUUUUUGGUUAGCAGCAGAGCACUUAACCACUGCACCACCAGGGCUCAUUUGGAUAUCUUCAGGGGCUAUUAUUUAGCCUACCAACCACAGAAACCCAGGGAUCCGUUCCCGUCCUUAUCAUUUCCUUCUUCCAUCCCAGGCUGGGUGGGUGGCAGUGGACCUGGCCCAGAUGAAUUAAGACAGCGGGCUCAGAAUGGGGCUGCUGGCUGUCGGUGCACAGAAGAGGGAGAGAGGAUGCUGCCUGUCUGGGGGUGGUCAGGGAAGACUGCCUGGAGGAGAGGGCCUCAGAGCUGUAUCCUCAAGUAUGCUCAGGAGAAAUGACAGCUGACAUUUAGGUGGGAGGCAUAGCCUGCACAAAGGGGCAGCAAGAUGGUGGUGGCUAAGGACAGUGGACGGGGCUGCUUCACUCCUGAUCUGUCCUAACCUGCUCCCUCCCAGCAGCUACCAGGAUGCCUGGGAAACUGUGGCCUUAGUCUCCUCUCCAGUAAAAUGAGGCUGAUGACAGAGCCCGUGGGUCUGUCGGGAGGUGAGAGUGGGGAAGGAAGACUUAGACACGGGGGAUAGAGGGUAGAGAACUGAACAAAAAACAAAAGACCUAGCUACCUCAAAUGGUUUAAAGGGCAAAACAAAAAAGAACACCAUAAGCAUAAGAAAAAGGGCUCAUUGAGCAACCCCCAUGCACAGGACAAACAGGUCCCCAUCCUGGCCGGCCUCAAGUUGUAGAGGGUGCCAUGGAUAUGGAAUAAAUAUUUUAACAUAUUCAUAUUGUUAUCAGUUUUAAUUCAGAUAAAUUUUAACACAGUAUAUGGUUAUGAAUAUAUUUUAGCACAGAUUUUAAGAUAAUACUUUUGAAUGUUAUGGCAGCCAAAUUUUAACACAUAUGUUAAAUAGUUAAGAGGGGAGUUAAAUGCUGCAAAGAAAAAGACCCAGGUGUGGGCCUGAGAUUGGGGGUGGGAGGAACAAAAUAUCCUCGGGCCAGGCCUCUUGGGACAAGGUACGUCAUCAUCAACCUGUGUAGUGAGCUCAGGUAGGCUCUCCCUAACACUAACCCCACCUGCAGACCUGGGUUGUGGAUUGAAUUGUGUCCCCCCAAAAUGUGCAUUAACUUGGCUAGGCCAUGAUUCCUAGUAUUGUGUGGUUGUCCUCCAUUUUGUGAUCUGAUCUGAUUUUCCUUUGUGUUGUAAAUCCCAAUCUCUAUGAUGUUAAUGAGGCAGGACUAGAAGCAGUUGUGUUAAUAAAGCAGGACAAUCUAUAGGGUUAGGUUGUAUCUUGAGUCAAUCUCUUUUAAGAUAUAAGUGAGCAGAGAAGGGGAUCUCAUUACCACCAAGCAAAAAGAACAAGGGGCAGAGCAUGUCCUUUGCACCUGUGGUCCCUGUGUCAAGAAGCUCCUAGACCAGGGGAAGAUUGAUGACAAGGACCUUCCCACAGAGCCAACAGAGAAAGCCUCCCUCCCCUGGAGCUGGCACCCUGAAUUCAGACUUCUAGCCUCCUAAACUAUGAGAGAAUAAAUUUGUUUAUUUGGUAUUUCUGUUACAGCAGCACUGGAUAACUAAGACACCUGGCAAGCCUGGAACUGAAGGAUCCACUUCCAAGAUGGCUCACUCACGUGGCUAUUAUCAGGAGGCCUCAGUUCCUUGCCAUGUGAACUACUUCAGAGGGCUGCUUGAGUGUGUUCAUGAUAUUCCACUCACUCCUCAGAGUGAGUGAGCUAAGAAAGGACAAAGUGGAAACCACAAUGUAUUUUGUGACCUCAUCUUGGAAGUCUCACACCGUAACUUCUGCCACAUUUUAUUCAUUAGAAGUGAGUUUGGCCCACACUCAAGGUAAGGGAAAUUUGGGUUGACCUUUUGAAAAAUAGGGAUUGGUAAAGAAUUUGUAGACAUUUAAAGCCACAACAGGCUCGCACAAGGUUGGUUUGGAUUUAUUUUUUGGCAGGAGGCCAGCCACCACACUGCCUAAAGUAUAGUCACUGCAAGGUCCCUUGCCUUCCUUCUUCAGCCAAGCAGGCCUGUGCUAUUGCUUUGGGCCUGCUCUCCCAUAAGAGUCUCAGGCACCUAGGGGAGGGUGAAUUCCCAGGGUGCAACUCACAGCCUUUCUGUGAAUGUAGGGGAGGUGGGGGAGAAACCAAUGCUUAGUUAGUAGAGACAGCAUUAGAACCAAGGAAAACAAGAGCGACUUUAGCUUUGGCCCGUUAUCCAUCGCCAGGCCCUCAAAUGUUGAGGGGGAAGGAAUGGAGCUGUGGAUGUUGGAGGACAGAAGGUUGAUGGUGUUAGAAUAGGUAUUUCCCAGACUCCUUGCACCCGGAUACUGGAGGAUGGGGACUGAAGAGUCACAGUGGUUUAGAGCUGUACUGAAUCUUUCUCCAGUUACCUGCAGUAUUUCCAGAUCACCACUGGAAAAAUGCAGGGAGGGUGGUGGCAAGUGGCACAGGUACCAGGGACCUGCUGGCCCAUCACCAAACAUGUAAGAUAUCAGAGAUCCAUGCAGGCAUCUGGUACAGAAGCUGCAGACCCAGGCCCUUGCCCCAUGCUGCCUGGUGCCAGCUGGUGCUGAUUCAGGGGCCUGAUGAGGCACCCAGGCCACUCAUCUGUUUCUGCACCAGGAGCGUGUUUUGUGCCAGUGCCUGUCCUGUUCAGCAGACCUUGGUGAGCCUCUGCAGGCCAGUCUGCACAGCUGGCAACCGCAGUCAGCCACUUCCAGUGUGCUGUAAAGGGUACACUCAGCAGGCUUGGGGUACUCAAAUCCUGCACAUUCCUAACACUGGCCCUUGAUUGGCUCCUGGGAGGUGGCCUCUAAGCCCCUGAAAUAUCCAUCGUUAUAACAGGGUCUUUGUUUACACGGGACUUUGGGCACCGCCAGACAGUUUAUUCUGCAUGAUUUAUGAGGGUCUUGGGCCACGCUGUAUUAGUUUGUCCUCUGGAGGAGAUUAAGACUGAGUAACUAAGAUCAGCCACAAAGCCAGGGGCAAACACUGGUUUUUACAGAGGAUCCCCCACAAGCGGUGCCAUCCCUUCUACAGCCUGGGAGACAAGACACUCGUCGCGGUCACUGCGUGCGGAAGCGGGACCUUCUCGGCUUUUGUGUUUUCCUCACUCCAGUUUCCGCGGGCCCGGGAGCCUCCUGGGACGCCGCUCCUGACGGGACCAUCCAGUUCCUCCGAUCGGUGUGCACACGGGCGAGAGUUGCCAAAGUAACGGGCAGAGCCGACGCCAGAAGUCCUGCCCCCACUUGAGUGGCCCGCCCAGAAACGCCCUUUUCCUGGGUCUUCAUUGGACCAGUGUCAGCGGGACCCGCCCGGAAACGACCCUCUCCUCAGUCGUUAUCAGCCAGCCUCGGGACGUAGGCGCAGUGUCUUCUGGGAAAUGUAGUUGCCGCCUCAGGGUGGAGGGGCCGCCUGCCCUAGACGCUACACAGGCUGGAGGAGAAGGGGAAUGUAGAAGGGCAGGGUCCGUCAGCGCACCUUUGUCAAGCGGUGGACCCCCCCACCACUACCGGCCCUGCCUCCCUAAGACUCGUAGUUCCGACUGUGUGACUCGCGUGGUGAGUGUCCCUCCGGUGCCCUCCGGGUCAGAGCGCUCUCUGGGAUCUCCGAACCUGCCUCCAUUUCUGCGGCCCCCGCAAUCGGAACUCUGCGCAUUUUACGCAGAGGUGGGGUGGGGAUUGAGGUCACUCGUCCCUUACCACGCCUGGGUUAGGGUCGGUAGUCCUCUUGGUCGACACCUCGCUCCACACACCGGUUCCGAUUGUGGCAACGCGCCAAUGGACCCGGCCCAGGUUGUCUAUGUGGAUCUGAGGAUGAGACUGCCCUUCUUGAGCAGGUGAAGAGCUGCUGGGCCCACCUGUCAGAACAGCCUUUCACAUGUGGGGAAUGUGGCAAGGACUUGCAG